GUGCCUCUAUUUCCUUCCUCUUCCACCCACCUGCCAUUUACGGUCGGUCCUUGCCUCGCUCCCUCCCUCCCUCGUGCUCCUCCCCUUCCCCUCCUCCCGCCUCCACGCCAGUCUUUAUAACCCCCGCACCCGGGCAGGCGCUCCCCCUCCCCAAUCAGACGGCUCGGCGAUUGGCCUCACGGCGAGCUAUCUAGGUCACGAGGAAUCCACUCCCGACUGCCGUUAGGCUGCCCGGCUGGCUUGCUGCCGCCGACAGCCUUGGCGAAUCGCGGUCCUGAUAGGCGCCCCUCCUCCCGGCGAUGGGGGGUCGCAAUCGGCGAUGGCCGACGAAGCGCCACCACGACGCCUCUUCGAACCCUCGCCCCCCGCCUCCGUAUUCCGGAUACAGUCACGUGGAUAAUCAAUGCCAAGUCCCAUUAUGGGAAAGGGAAUUUUGCAGUCUUGUUGGUGGCAUUUCGUGGCAGAGGUUCUGCGAGAACAAGCACUUUGCCUAUAUGUACAAGGAGAUAGAGCAGUGGGAUGACUCGGGAGCUUUUGAGAAUUUCCAGAAUGCAAAAUCAAGGUUCUGGUCUCAUUACCAUGGCCAACCUUCUGAUAUACCUUACCCAGACCCUGAUCUGUACAUUGAUGAGGUCGACCAUCGUGGCGAGGUCGACCCCGAGUUGGUAGCUGACCUGGACAAGGUGCGGGUACCCUUUGAGGCGGACAACGAGCCCGCCGUAGCUGCCAAUAACAGGUGUGCCCAGAACCAGACGGGGAACUGGGACAUCUAUCUAGAAAAGCCGACCCCUGAGGUGAACAAGUGGGAGGCGGACAACUCGGCAUCCAACACAGGUUGGGCAGCGAGUCAGGAGCCUCUGAGCAGCUGGAACAAAAUCAGCACCGGCUGGGGUGAUGCCCUGGCGCAGCCCGGUUGGGGCAGCUCAAGCAACAACCAUUGCUCAGGGAAUAACUGGAACAGUUCCCAUGGAGCAUCCAGCAACAAUAACACAUACUACCAGGAUCCAUGCAGCGCAUAUGGCAGGAAGAGGAACAGUGGCGGCGGGUACUCCCAGCAGAGGAACAGCAAGCAGAGAAACCAGGCUGAGAGCCACCACCAGAGGGGCAGAUGGCAGGAUCACCGGGACAGGGGGAGGCAUGGUGAGCGGUUUCCGUUUGACAAUAGGCCAAACGUGCAGCGAGCGGAGCGUGGGUUCUGAGUUGGUGGCGAUGAGAGUGAGCGAGAACCGUGGAAAGGUUUUGGUUGUAUGAUAAAUGAUGCGCGGUUUCUAGUGUCUUUUAUGCGGAGCUGCAGGUUGUAAUGGCUGGAUGUUGCAACAACGCUUUACCUGUAAGGAGAUGUGUCAGGUUU
Messenger RNA from Aegilops tauschii subsp. strangulata, 1351 nucleotides. RefSeq lists its product as uncharacterized. NCBI's taxonomy places the organism in Eukaryota, Viridiplantae, Streptophyta, Magnoliopsida, Poales, Poaceae. The record is from RefSeq and is a predicted model, not a curated record.